Messenger RNA from Caenorhabditis remanei, 438 nucleotides. RefSeq lists its product as uncharacterized. The record is from RefSeq and is a predicted model, not a curated record. The transcript has 3 exons. The coding region runs from base 1 to 438 and encodes 145 amino acids. Gene Ontology annotation, biological process: mitochondrial electron transport, succinate to ubiquinone; tricarboxylic acid cycle. Lineage: Eukaryota; Metazoa; Nematoda; Chromadorea; Rhabditida; Rhabditidae. Gene Ontology annotation, molecular function: ubiquinone binding; heme binding. Gene Ontology annotation, cellular component: membrane; mitochondrial envelope.
AUGGCUGCCUCUCUCCGUCAUAUGGCUCACUUCCAAAAAGCUCUUCUCGUUGCCAGAAGCGCUCCAAGACUUUCGACAAUCGUUCGUGCCACCUCAACCUUGAAUGAUGGAGCCAGCAAAGUUCCAGACCACUCGAUGCACUUCAAGCUCGAGCGUCUCUGGGCCGUCGGAAUGCUUCCAAUCCUCCCAGCUUCCUACUUCAUCCACGGACCAGUCAUGGAUGCCGUUCUAACUGUCGCUCUCACCCUUCACAUUCAUUGGGGAAUUCAUGGAGUCGUCUACGAUUACGCUCGUCCAUACGUAAUCGGAGAGACCGCUGCUAAGGCUGCUCAUGUUGGAGUAUACAUCAUCACCGGACUUUUGCUCGCCGGCCUUCUCCACUUCAACACCAAUGACGUCGGAAUCACCAAGGCUUUCGAACUUGUUUUCUCCCUUUAA